Triticum dicoccoides is the source of this 1048-nucleotide messenger RNA. RefSeq names its product glutathione S-transferase F11-like. Gene Ontology annotation, molecular function: glutathione transferase activity; glutathione binding. The transcript is spliced from 2 exons. The record is from RefSeq and is a predicted model, not a curated record. Lineage: Eukaryota; Viridiplantae; Streptophyta; Magnoliopsida; Poales; Poaceae. Gene Ontology annotation, biological process: glutathione metabolic process. Bases 114 to 794 code for a protein of 226 amino acids. Gene Ontology annotation, cellular component: cytoplasm.
UCCUUCCCAGUCUCGCACUCGCUCUGCAGUAGCACCUGCCUCUGUCUCACACUCGCUAUCUCCUACCCACCUAUCCCCCGUCCGUCCGUCCGUCUAGGUCUGGAGAAGCGGCGAUGGCGGCGCCCGUGACGGUCUACGGGCCGGCGAUCUCGCCGGCGGUGGCCCGCGUGGCGGCGUGCCUGCUGGAGAAGGACGUGGCCUUCCAGCUCGAGGCGGUGGACAUGUCCAAGGGCGAGCACAAGUCCCCCUCCUUCCUCAAGCUCCAGCCCUUCGGCCAGGUCCCCGCCUUCAAAGACCACCUCACCACCGUCUUCGAGUCAAGGGCUAUUUGCCGUUACAUCUGUGACCAGUACUCGGACCGUGGCAACCGGACUCUCCUAGGCCGGAAGGAAGACGGCGCGGUAGGCCGCGCCGCCAUCGAGCAAUGGGUAGAAUCUGAAGGCCAGGCAUUUAACCCUCCGAGCUUGGCCAUCGCAUUCCAGCUCACCUUCGCGCCGCUCAUGGGUAUGGCCACCGACAUGGCCGUGGUCGAGCAGAAUGAGGCGAAGCUCGCCAAGGUGCUUGAUGUAUACGAGCGGCGGCUGGCGGAGAGCCAGUAUUUCGCCGGCGACGAGUUCACCCUUGCCGACCUUGUGCACAUGCCCAACACUGAUCUUCUCGUGAGCAAGACCGGCAAGGCGGGUCUGAUCACCGAGAGAAAGAACCUGUCCAGAUGGUGGGACGAGGUCUCGGCUCGUCCGUCGUGGAAGAAGGUUGUCGAGUUGCAGAGUGUACCACGACCCUCUAAAGCUUGAGGCCCCCUUCAUCUUUUAGUCGAGCAGCUUCUGGUGGUAAUUAGUCACAUUCUGUUAUGUGUUGCCAUUGCUGUUAAAGUGUGAAAUGUGAAAGACUCGGGCCGCUUUGUACUACUCCUUCUAUCUAUCUCUGCUAUUAUUAAGUUUGUGCUUGGUUGGAUUACUACCCUGUUACUUUCUUAAUGCAGUUGCUGUAAGAACUUGAUCGCAUUGCAUAAUCCACAUAAAUCUAUUUAUGAGAUGUUGGUUCACUA